AUGUUUUUUGAAGUAGCAAACUCUUACUUUCCAAAUCAUUUUCCAGAAUAUGUUGACAUUCAUUAAGGGAAUUAUAAGAUGAGCAUUCAAUAAAUAAGAUUUGAGAUUUACUCAAUAACAAGAGCAUAUGCAAUAAAGCCUAAAGUAGGCAAGGACCUAAACAUAGCUUACUAUUUAAAAAAUUUGAGAGAGUCUUAAAAAAGUAAAAAAGCUAGAGAAGAUGCACUUAAAGCUCUUAAACUUUGUAGCAGCUGUAUGAAUGUCUCUCAGUUCAAAAUAGUAAUAUAUAUCUAUAAGUUUUAUCUUCGCUUCUUCUCUAUUGUACCGAGAUCAACUCCAAUAAUUAGGAAGAAUCAUAAAAAUAUUUUGCAGCUUAAUUAAAGGAUAAAAUUGAUUUAAAAUUUAUAACUUACUGCAAUAAUUUUUAAUCAAUUCAUUUCAAAAACAAAUUUAUAAAAGUAAAACAGAUUCUAUUUUUUUUUUUUGAUAAUAGUUAAGAAUUAUCCAAAACGAAUAAUUUGUUGUGACAGUUAAUUUUAUAAAUAAACUAUUACAGAAUUAAGAAACUUAUAAAUUACUGAGCAAGACUAUUAAAAUAAUUUAGCAAUAUAAAAAGGAAUUUUAGAUUAUCUUAUAUUUAAAUUAACUCUAGAAGAGUAAAUUAUUGAAAUGGAAAGAAUAGAUUUGGAAUUAAUCGAAAAGGAAUUUGGAGAAAUAUCUAUCGAAGAAACUGAUCCCUUAACUCCUACUGAAAGAAUUAUGAAAAUUAUAAAUGACUUUUCAAUAAAUAUUCUCAAUAACAAAAAUCUUAAUAAAAAUUAAUUAAAUAUUGAGAGAGAAAAGUAUGAGAUGUUAUUGUAAAAAUUAAGAAAAAUUAACUAAUAAAAUUGUGAAGUGGUAGAAUAACUUAAAUUACUAAUCAGUUGCAUCGAAAAAGUUGUUAAAUUAUUGUAAACUUCUGUUAAUUAAAACCUAAAUUUUUUUCAAAUACCAUUCAAUAAAAUAGUCAGUGAUUUAAAAGAGAAAUUUGAUGAAUUAAAAAAAAAAUAUAAAGAUAAGAACAAUAGAUAUGAUUAGAAUACUCUAGAACGCGAUACGUUCCAAAAUAUAAUUAGAAAAAAUUUAUCCAUCAUUGUUAAUAUUCUCUAAAUGCUAUUAAUAAAAAUAAGAUAAGAUAAGCAAAUGUUGGCCGAAUUCCUUGAAGAUGUCAAAAAUUUUACUAAAAGCCGUGAUUUUAUACAAGAACAUUACUAAGAAAUGUAUAAAAGCUUUUCAAAUUGUUUUGAAUAACAUAUAAAACUCCUUAAAUAAUCGCAAUUAACAACUGCUAAUUUAGAAUAAUAGGAAAAAGAAUCAAUUAAAGAAUACUUUUCAAGAAUUUAAAUCAACGCAUCGUAGAUUGAAAAAUAAUCAGACAACAAUAAUAGGUAAUCAACGAAUUUUAUUGAUUUUCUCUACAAGUUAAUGGCUGAAACAAUAAAAAAAUUAACAAUAUCUGAUAGGGAAUUCUAGGAAAUUUAAUUUAAUCAAGAAUAUCUAGUUCAAUUAACUAAAAAAAUCUUCCUACAAGAAAUCAAUGAGGAAUAUGAAGUCAAAUCAAAUCAAUAGGAUUAAUUCUCGAUAAAUUAAUAAAAAAAUGAUGAAUGGAAAAUUAAAUAGGGUUUAGUAUUAACUAUACUAUAGAUUUCAUUGAAUAGCUUUACAGAAACAAUUACUCAAUUUUGUUAAAAAACUCUCAUUUAAUUAUGGGUCUUAGAAAAAGAUUAAAGAGUUAGAAAUUUAUUGAAAAAUUAACACUUAAUAAGUUUAUAGAUGUAGGUUUUGUCGAAAGAUUGGUAGACUCAAAACAAUAGAAUUGCAAGAGAAAUGUAAUAAAUGCUGAGUAGAAUUGAUUUGUUGUAAGAAUAGAUCACUCAAGAAGUAAAUGCGAGCAAACGAGAGAUAUAAUUGAAAGAAAUGGAUGAAACCACUGAGCAAUUAGAUGAAUAUAUUCAAAAUAUCAGUGAAAUGGGAUAAUAACUUAACUUGAUAACAGACUUCGUGAAUCAUAUCAGAAAAGGUUUGACAAGAGUCGAGGGAAAAAUUAAUGAGAUGAAGAAAUAAUUAAACAGUUUGAGUAAUGACAUAAAGUUUCUUAGAGGAAAAUCAGUUGAAGAGCUUUUAGAUAUUAGAAAAUUGAAAGUAUUGAAAGAAGCAGCAAAUAAAAAUGUUAGGUCUAUUUAUGUACCAAUAAAGUCUUUGGAAAUAUUUCAUAAAUUGGAAAAAUAGGAAAAGAAAUUCCAAUUAAAUGAUUAAGAGGUAUAAAAAGAAGGACAUAAAUAAGAAUAUAAAGAAGGACAGGAGGAAGAAGGACAUAAAAAAGGAUAUAUAUAAAAACAUUAAGAAGAAGAUGAGGAAGGACAGUUAGAAGAAGAUGAGAAAGGAAAUAUAGAAGAAGAUGAGAAAAUAGAUGAAGAAGGAUAGAUAGAAGGACAUGAAGAAGAAGAUUAGGAAGGAAAUUUAGAAGAAGAUGAGGAAGGAUAUAUAGAAAAACAUGAAGGAGACGAGGAAGAAAAAACAAGUAUUUUGAUGAAUUUUUAAAAUUUAUACGAUAAAAAUGGGGAAGUUAAUGAGUUUUUAUUAAAUGAUAAAGAAACAGUAUUAUUAAUUCAUGGCUCAGCUGGAUCAGGCAAAAGUACUGCAGCUAAGAAAUUAGAAGAAUUUAUUUGGAAAUUACAUGAUAAUAAUUAAAAAAUUGGCGAUAAACUACUAAUACCAAUUUAUAUUUCAUUACCUUCUUUAAAAAAUCCUGUGUUUUAAGCAGUAGAGGAAGCACUUCAUCAAGAUCAGUAUGGUUUUGAUCUUCUCUAAUUGAAAGAAUGCAAAGAGAUGUUAGAAAAGAAAGAUUUUCGGUUUCUAUUGAUAAUGGACAGUUAUGAUGAGAUGAAGUUAGAAAAUAUUUAGAAAAACCUAUAUAUAAAUAAUAAACUGAAAUAGAAUUGGUCAAACCCACUUGUUAUUUUUACUACAAGAAGUGAAAUUUUUACAAGUAGUAAUUAUUCUCAAUGGUUUGAACCUGAAGAGAAGGAAAAAUUAAAAGAAAUCAAACUUCUAAAGUUUGAUUUUAAGUAAAUGCAAUAAUAUCUAGAAAAAUUUACAAUUUAAAGUGUUAAAAUGUAGAUUUUUGAAAUUUAUGAAUGGUAAACACAAAUUUCAAAAAGAGGAGUGAUUGAUAUCAAAAAGUUUGAAAUUUUUUGGGAAAAAUUGUAAUAAUUUCUAAAAAAAGAAAUAUCAGGGAUGAAAGGGGAGAAUCUAUUGAAUUAACAAUAAAUAGAUCAAAUUUAAUCGUUUUUGAAGAAUGAUGAGUUUAUAUCUAUAAAAAAUAAUGAUGCUUUAAGAAGUCUGAGCAUAAAUCUCCAAAAACUGUGGAGCGUAGAAAAGUACAACAAAAUGAUAAGGUAAAUCAAUUUAAAUAAAUUGGUCAUAACUCCUUAUAUGAUGGAAAUAGUAGUUUAAGUGUUGCCUGAAAUGAUUGUUAAAGCAAUUGAAAUGAAUAAUCUGAAAUCAAAUUUUAUAAAGAAUUUUCCAAAUAUGCUUAAAGAGUUCUACAUGUGCGAAUAGUUGAUCCAAAUAUAUCAAUAACAAUAGAAAAGCCUAUUGGCAUCAAACAAUAGAGAUGAAAAUUUCUAGAAAGUUGUUGAUGAUAAAAAAUUUGAAGCUACAUUGUUUGAUAUCAAAAAUUUAGAAAAACUAAACUAUCAAGAAAUUGCUCUCAAAUUUUGGGAUAAAAUAGAAGAAAAUUCAACUCUAAUAAAAGCCUAGAUUUCUUCAGAAAAUAUUGGAUUAAAGAUUUAACUUUUGAAGAUAUUAUAACAAAACCCUUAGGAAUUAGAUUAAUUAUUUGAUGAACUUGCAAUUCAAAAUGAAAAAAAAAGAGAAGCUGUUAUUGAAAUAAUUAUUGAUGUAUUAAAAGAUUUGAAUCUUACAAGUUAUGACUUUUAUGAUGAAUUUAUAAAUUAACAUCAUUUAAAAUAAAUACAAAAAUAGAAAAAAUUAGGAAAAUCUAUUAAUAUUGAUCGUUUUCUACAUGAUNUUAUGGUCAAUCAUUUUUUAAAACCUGUUAUUAUUUCCAGAACCAUAGGAAAUUAUUAGAGUAGUUUAAAGCAAUCUACUCAAAUCAUCUAUAAAUAUCACCAAGUAGUUUAGAGGUAAAAUGCCGCCCUCUCACGGUGGAGAUCCAAGUUCAAGUCUUUGGGUUGGUGA
Molecule: messenger RNA, 4242 nt
Organism: Paramecium primaurelia
Lineage: Eukaryota; Ciliophora; Oligohymenophorea; Peniculida; Parameciidae
Source: the annotation of a GenBank genome assembly